AUUAUUUUUUGAGAGAGAGAGAGAGAUGGCGAAAACCUUCACAUGUUUAAAAAGAGCAGCGGGUUUACCGCUGCCAGUGUAAUCUGGAAGAAGCUCUGUAAUGGCGAAUCCCAAGCCCUUAGUCUACAAAAGCUUAUUUAAUAGUCGUUUUCUCAAAUCCUAAGUCAUAUGAAACAUCAUCUUUAAUUGAAGGAAUGAAACCCUAGCUUUCAGUUUUUAGGGGAGAAAUGGCCUCUGGUUCCGACCAGUCCAUCGAGGAGAGGGCCAAACUCCUCCAAACCCUAGUUUCAGGCCCCAUGAAUUCGUCCAUUAAAAAGCUUUCAGCUUCUGCGAAGCCUUUUCCAUGCGAUGAAGAUUUCCAUUUCUACGCUAACUUCAAUGAAUUCAAGAUACCAGUUAGGGAGAUAUCCCAAAAAUCCGAGUCUCUCAUGAAAGAUAUAGGUGCUUCGAAGCAUCUGUGGAAUAGGACUUUGACGUUGCCUAAUGACCCGGAUGAUUCAUACGACUGGCUUGUAGAUAUCAAUGAUGAAAUAUUUGAGAGAAUCGAUGUUUCAGUUGAUGAGUUCAAGAAAUUGCAGAAGAAAGAUGGGGAAAAUGGCCAGAGGUUUGAGGAUUUUGAAGAUGGAUUUCAACUCGUUUAUGGAAAGAAGAAUAAGAAGGGGAAUCAGAUAGCGGAAGGGAGAGAAAGUAGGGCUUCUGAUGCUUCUCUGGUUUAUAAUGGUGCGAAGAUUGCUUCCUGGGAUAGCAAAGCUUCAAAGGGGCGUUCUCAGGUUCCAUUUCAUAUUCCAAGCAUUCCAAGGCCUCAAGAUACCCUUGGUAUUGUUGUUGAUAAUUCGAACCAGCCUUUUGAGCAUGUUUGGUUGCAGAAGAGUGAGGAUGGGUCCAGGUUUAUCCAUCCACUGGAAAAGUACUCUGAGUUGGAGUUUGUUGAUAAGCAUCUUGGAGAUCCCGAGCCAAUACAACCCCUUCCCCUUGAGAAUACCCCGUUUACAUUUGUGAAGGAAAUAGAUGAUUUAAAGGAAUUGGUUAUCAAGUUGCGCAAUGUGAAUGAAUUGGCGGUUGACUUGGAGCAUAAUCAUUACCGUAGUUUCCAAGGAAUGACUUGCCUGAUGCAAAUUUCUACGAGAACUGAAGAUUAUGUGGUUGAUACCCUAAAGCUCCGCUCUCAUAUUGGUCCACAAUUGAGGGAUGCAUUUGCAGAUCCCUCUAGGAAAAAGGUCAUGCAUGGGGCUGAUCGAGAUAUAUUGUGGCUUCAGCGGGACUUUGGCAUUUAUGUGUGCAAUUUGUUUGACACACAUCAGGCUUCAAGGGUGUUGCAAAUGGAGCGAAAUAGUUUGGAAUAUCUUCUGCGUCAUUUUUGUGGGGUAACUGCCAACAAAGAGUAUCAGAAUGCUGAUUGGCGGCUAAGGCCUCUUCCUGAUGAGAUGAUCAGAUAUGCUCGAGAAGAUACACAUUAUCUAUUACACUUAUAUGAUUUGAUGAGAUCCAGGUUGCUUUCAUCAUCGACAGACAGUGGGAAUGGUGAUGCUCUUCUAGUAGAGGUUUACAAGCGUAGUUACGACACUUGCAAGAAGUUAUAUGAGAAAGAACUCCUAACAGAUAAUUCAUUUCUCUAUAUCUAUGGGUUACACGAAGCAGAUUUUGACUCAAAACAGCUUGCCGUUGUUGCUGGGCUUUGUGAAUGGAGAGAUCAGGUAGCUCGUUCAGAGGAUGAAAGUACUGGCUACGUACUACCAAACAAAUUGCUUCUUGAGAUUGCCAGGAUGAUGCCAACUAGUAUGGGUAAGUUACGUCCCUUGGUCAAGGUUAGGCACCCAUAUGUUAUGAAAAAUAUUGGAGCUGUCAUUAGUGUUAUCGAAAGGUCAAUUGAAAAUGCUCCUGCAUUUGAAAGCAUCUGCGAACAAAUGAGACAAGCACGCUUGGAAAAGGAACGUGAGGAGAAUAUGCAAAAGGAAAUUCUCGACUCAGAGAAAGUGCUCAACCCUGACAUUAACCAGGAGUCUUAUUCUGAAGUUACCAAUAUGACGUCAAAUGGGAAAAUGGGUGAUUUCGGAGGAGCUCACUUGACUGUUAGAGUGGAUCCCCGCAUUGGUUUAUCUCAUUUUUCAUCAUCGACGAUAGAUUCUUCAGCACUUGCUGGCACAAAUGCUGAACGUCUGAGUGAUAGAUUUGUUUCCAAGUCCUUAGCAGGUGGAUUCAUCUCUAGCGGAUCUCAGCAAGAAGACUCCUCUUUUGGGCAAGAGGGAAGAGCUGAGGAAACGAAGAAAGAAGAUCACUCAAGUGUAGGCAUGCAUGUUGAUCUCAAGUCCCCAGCUCUUGCAAAACCAGUCAAUGUAGCGACUGUCCAGAUGCUAAAGAAGCCUAGUCGAGCUUUUGGAGCAUUGCUUGGAAACUCAGCCUCUAAGAGAAAGAUUAACAUUGAUUCUAAAUUGAGUACUUGGGAGCAGGAAAAGGCUGAAAGUAAGGUCGAGAAGAUCAAAUCCUCGGUAACUCUUCCAUUCCACUCAUUCUCUGGCGAAAUCACAAACUUGAAACCCCGACCUAAAGAAGGCCCAGAUCAAAGGGAGUCCCUGCCUCCCAAAGAUAAUCUUACCCCAAUUGAGAGCAACAAACCAGAGGGAAUCAUAUUGUUAGAGAAAGAAACCGGACUUUCUCCCACAAACAAGGAUCAAUCGGACAGCCAAACUUGGCUCCCUCAACUUGAGGAAAAUAACAUAACUGAACCCAUGUCUCUCUCUGAUUUAUCAUCAAGCUUUCAAAAAUGCUUUCAGAGUUUGAAUCAGAUGAAGAACCCAAAGCAAGGGGCACCUUCUAAAGGGCUGAGUUUCGGAGAAAAUGGAGGAAGCUUAGAGGGGUUCGAGCCUUUUGACUAUGAGGCAGCAAGAAAACAGAUGAAACUGCGAGGGAAAUGCGUUGAAGGGGAGAGUGGUAGAGAAAUGUUACCCAACAAGGGAGAAAGUGGUCGUGCUCAGGCAAAGGAUAGGAAGGUGGGGAGUCAGGAAGAUGAUGAUAUUCAAGGGGGAAGGCGCAGGCAGGUCUUUCCGGCUUCGGGGAACCGUAGUGCCACAUUUCGGUCUUGAAAUCUCUCUCUCAUCAACAUACAGAUGAUACCCUCUUAACUCUCUUUAUGCCAACACACAGGACAAUUGCCACAUCUCGCUCUCAUGCUCAAGGACAACCACCCCCGCCCCAAAAAAAAAACACAACCAACCUCAAAAAAAACCAAAAAAAAAAAAUCCUGCAAUGGUAGUGUAUGAUUCAUGCGCAACAUUGAGUUUUAGUUAUUUGGUUUAAAGGGGAAGUUAUUGUGUGUUCCCUUUCUUCUC
Molecule: messenger RNA, 3326 nt
Organism: Amborella trichopoda
Lineage: Eukaryota; Viridiplantae; Streptophyta; Magnoliopsida; Amborellales; Amborellaceae
Product: Polynucleotidyl transferase, ribonuclease H fold protein with HRDC domain-containing protein
Biological process (GO): poly(A)-dependent snoRNA 3'-end processing; TRAMP-dependent tRNA surveillance pathway; nuclear polyadenylation-dependent antisense transcript catabolic process
Cellular component (GO): nuclear exosome (RNase complex); nucleolus
Molecular function (GO): 3'-5'-RNA exonuclease activity; single-stranded RNA binding; nucleotide binding
Source: RefSeq, a predicted model, not a curated record